Molecule: messenger RNA, 3199 nt
Organism: Nyctereutes procyonoides (raccoon dog)
Lineage: Eukaryota; Metazoa; Chordata; Mammalia; Carnivora; Canidae
Gene: FPGS
Product: folylpolyglutamate synthase
Exons: 15
Coding region: 746-2512 (588 amino acids)
Biological process (GO): tetrahydrofolylpolyglutamate biosynthetic process
Cellular component (GO): mitochondrion; cytoplasm; cytosol
Molecular function (GO): ATP binding; tetrahydrofolylpolyglutamate synthase activity
Source: RefSeq, a predicted model, not a curated record
CUGGCACUCCGGGGCAACUAGGCCCCACCAGGUGGAAGUGCAGUUCCCUCGGGCUAGUUAGUUCGUGCUCUCUCUCCCUCCCUUCCUCCCUCUCCACCCCGCCCUCUCCCUCUUCAGUCCUUUGCUUUUCACCGGCGUUCGCUCCCUUGGCCUGGAAACCUCUCCCCACACCCGCUGCUCGCCACCUCUCUGACUCCGCCUCAUCCCCAGGCCCCUGUUAGGAUGUCGUUUCUUCCAGGACGCCUUCCGAGGCUGCCCAGGGACGGUAGUAGCCCCAGUAGCGAAGGUGCUUGGGAUUGGGUCUAUCGCCUCGCCAUCGGAUUGUCAGAUUCAGGAGCGCAGAGGCCGGACACCCGCCGCCUGCGGUCUGUGCGUUAAGGCGUGACGUUUCUGGGCUUGAAUUAAAGGACCUCCCUCCAAGCGUACGCCUGCUCCGUCUUCUGUGCCGCCUCAGAGCUAGUCCUCGUGGAUCACCAGGCUGAGGGGUGCAGACUAGGACUAUUUUGGGGGUGUGGCCGAGUCCACGAGAUGCUGAGCGCGUGCGGAGGGCGUUCCGGGGAGCGUGCCCCUCACAAACCGGGCGAAACCGCCCGCCCCGCCCCCGGGCCUGCCCCUCACAAAUAUGGCAUCGGCGGGUUCUUAUUGGUUCCGGAGGACGCACUGGGCGGCGCUGAUUGGCCGAGGGCGGGGGCGGGGCGGGGCGUCUCCUGCUCGGGCCUAGCGAGUGGUAGCGGGCGCCGGGAGUAUGUCGCAGGCACGCCGCCACCUGCGCGUGGCUCUCUUCCUGGCAGCAGUUUCCCCGCGCGGUGCAACGACCGGGGUCAAGGCGCGGCGAGGGUUGAGCGCGUGGCCCGCGCCGCAGGAGCCCGGCAUGGAGUAUCAGGAUGCAGUGCGCACACUGAAUACCCUGCAGACCAAUGCUGGCUACCUGGAGCAGGUAAAGCGCCAGCGGGGUGAUCCUCAGACACAGCUGGAAGCAAUGAAGCUGUACUUGGCACGGAGUGGUCUGCAGGUGGAAGACUUGGACCAGCUGAACAUCAUUCACGUCACUGGGACCAAGGGGAAGGGCUCCACUUGUGCCUUCACGGAACGUAUUCUCCGAAGCUACGGCCUGAAGACAGGAUUCUUUAGCUCUCCCCACCUGGUGCAGGUGCGGGAGCGGAUCCGCAUCAAUGGGCAGCCCAUAAGCCCUGAGCUCUUCACCAAGCAUUUCUGGCACCUCUACCACCGGCUGGAGGAGACCAAGGACAGCAAUAGCUGUGUCUCCAUGCCAGCCUACUUCCGCUUCCUCACACUCAUGGCCUUCCACAUCUUCCUCCAGGAGAAGGUAGACCUGGCAGUGGUGGAAGUGGGCAUUGGUGGUGCUUAUGACUGCACCAACAUCAUCAGGAAGCCUGUGGUGUGUGGUAUCUCCUCUCUUGGCCUUGACCACACCAGCCUUCUGGGGGACACAGUGGAGGAGAUCGCAUGGCAGAAAGGGGGCAUCUUCAAGCAUGGCGUCCCUGCCUUCACGGUGCUCCAGCCUGACGGUCCCCUGGCAGUGCUGCAGGACCGUGCCCAGAAGAUCUCAUGUCCUCUCUACCUGUGCCCACCGCUGGAAGCCCUGGAGGAAGGGGGGCCGCCACUGACCCUGGGCCUGGAGGGAGAGCACCAGCGGUCCAAUGCCGCCUUAGCCUUGCAGCUGGCUCGCUGCUGGCUGCAGCAAAAGGACCACCAAGGCCUUGGGGAGCUAAAGGUGUCUCGGCCCAGUGUCCUGUGGCAGAUGCCCCUGGCACCCGUGUUCCAGCCCACGUCCCACAUGCGGCAUGGGCUUCGGGACACGGAGUGGUUGGGCCGGACGCAGGUGCUGCGGCGCGGGCCCCUCACCUGGUACUUGGACGGUGCGCACACCGCCAGCAGCGUGCAGGCCUGCGUGCGCUGGUUCCGCCAGGCGCUGCAUCGCAGCCGGGUGCCGAGGCGCGGCCCUGAGGUGCGCGUCUUGCUUUUCAACUCCACCGGGGACCGGGAUCCCGUGGCCCUGCUCAAGCUGCUGCAGCCCUGUCAGUUUGACUAUGCUGUUUUCUGCCCUAACCUGACAGAGGUGUCAUCUGCUGGCAAUGCAGACCAGCAGAACUUCAUGGUGACCCUGGACCAGGUGUUGCUCCGCUGCCUUGCACACCAACAGCACUGGAGCCACCUGAAUGAGGAGCAUGCCAGCCCCAACCUCUGGAGCCCCACCAGCCUGGAGCCUGGUGAGCCCACCUCCUUGCUGCUGGCUUCCCACCAACCCCACACCCAUAGCACCAGCUCCCUCGUCUUCAGCUGCAUCUCCCACGCCCUGCAGUGGAUCAGCCAAGGCCGGGACCCUGUCUUUCAGCCACCCAGUCCCCCACAGGGCCUCCUUGCCCACCCUGUGGCAGGCAGUGGGGCCAGCCUGCUCCGCGACGCUGUAGCCAUCCACGUACUGGUCACAGGCAGCCUGCAUCUAGUGGGCGGUGUCCUCAAGCUGCUGGAGCCUGCCCUGUCCCAGUAGCCUGGGCAGUGGGACUGGAAGUGGGGGUCUCCCAUACCUGCCUUGCAUCUCUCCAUGAACUCCUGUUAGGUGCCUUUUGUUGUCUGCUUUUCUGAUUCUGUCUAGACUGGCCCAGGGGCCCGGGUUCUGGGCAGCAAGAUUGAGGGCUGGAGAGGGGAGGCCAAGAUGGGACCACCUCUGUCUCUGAGCCUAGGGUGCUUUUGGCCUCCCCUUCCUCCUGGCUGAGACAGCCAGAGGGCUUCCUCUUCCUCGUUCUCCCGCUGUUGGAGUCCACCUGACUAUGCAGCUCACCUCCCUUCCCAUCCUGCCUGCCUCCUGGCUUGGGCCCAGCUCACAAUGUGAGCGACCUGGCCAGCCUAGGGUUCUGCUGGGUGCUGGGUGGUAGAUUACCUCCUAGUGGCCCACAAGAGAUGGCGGAUGGUUGGAACCAAUUAAAGCCUUUAACGAAAAAAAAAAAAAGUUUGAUCGACUCUUGAUCCCUAGCGCCCCUAGCACAAGGUAGGGGCCUGAGGGCUGCAGCUGGCACAGGAACUGGACUCGGUGGGAGCCCCUCCUCCCAAGUCUCAGGAGGCCUGUCUGAAAUGAGAACCGUGGACUAAUGUCUGUUGGCCUCAGGCCAGGCAUUGCUUUGUAGACCUCCCCACAGAGACCUUGUUCCGACUGAGGCAACUGGCUGGUUUCAAGAAG